CUUUUUUUUCCCCCUUUCCUUCUUUCAAUCUCCUCAGAAUUCAUUGUUAUAGCCCAAAAUGUCCUCUGUUCGUUCUGCAAGCCGUAGUGUGCGUCUUUUGGCUGCCAAUUUGGGCACUCGCAGCUCAAUUCUGCUUUCACGACCCCUCACUGCUUCUCCGCGCGUUCUCCGCUCCGCCGGUGUCCCUUCUACUGGCAUUGCUCGUCCUUCUGUUGCGAUUGCGUCGUUGCCCGCGAGCGGAGGCUUGCGCCAUGCCUCCGCUACAACUCCGGCGGGCUCUUUGAAGCAGACGCAAUUGUACGAUGUGCACGUCGCGAAUGGCGCCAAGAUGGUCCCUUUCGCGGGGUUCUCUAUGCCCCUCCAAUACUCCGACUUGAGCCAUGUUGAGAGUCACCACUGGACCCGCGAAAAGGCCAGCUUGUUCGACGUUAGCCACAUGGUUCAGCAUCACCUCAGCGGGCCUGGAGCCCUCGAAUUUCUCAUGAAGAUCACACCCUCCUCUCUUGACAAGCUGAAACCGAACACCUCGACCCUCUCUUGCCUUCUUGAGGACGGCACAGGCGGUAUCCUCGAUGAUACUGUGAUCACACGCUUGUCUUCUGAUACUUUCUACUUUGUCACCAACGCUGGCCGCCGUGCCGAAGACCUUGCCUUCCUUCAAGCCGAAAUCGAUAUCUACCGGACCAAGAACGGCACUGAGUCUAUCACUUGGGAGAUCCUCGAUGACCGCGCUCUUGUUGCCCUGCAGGGUCCUCUGGCUGCCUCUGUUCUCCAGAAUUAUGUUAAAGACUCCGACCUCAGCACCCUCUAUUUCGGCAACUGCCGGUCGCUUACUCUGACCUUCCCCGAUGGUUCCACUAGUGCGGAACCUCUUCUCGUUUCUCGCACUGGCUACACUGGUGAAGAUGGCUUUGAGAUUUCUAUUCCCACUGCCAAGGACUCAUCUCUUCCCCGCAAGGUCACGGAACUUCUUCUGUCGAACCCGGAGCAGGUGCGUCUUGCUGGUUUAGCAGCUCGUGACUCGCUCCGCCUUGAGGCGGGCAUGUGUCUCUACGGCAGCGACAUCUCCACUUCCCAGACGCCUCCCUCUGCAUCGCUUACCUGGCUUGUGGGCAAGGAGCGUCGCGAUCCCGCCACUGCCAAUUUCAACGGCGCCGCGACGAUCCUUCCUCAAGUCGCCUCUCCUGCUAAGACCCUCUCCCAGCGCCGGGUGGGCUUUACAAUCGAAAAGGGAUCCCCUGCCCGUGAAGGUGCCGUCAUUGUGGAUCUGAAUGACGAGUCUCGCGCGCAGAUCGGAGUGAUCACCUCCGGCCUGCCGAGUCCCUCCCUGGGCGGCGUCAACAUCGCAAUGGGAUACAUCAAGAAUGGCCUACACAAGAAGGGAACCGAGGUCGGAGUGCUUGUCAGGAACAAAGUUAGAAAGGCCACUGUCACGGGAAUGCCGUGGGUUGAGAGCAAAUUCUACCGGCCCAAGGCCUAAGUUGAUUGACUAUGGUUCUUUGAGAAGGUCGCGAUGCAUGGUUAGAGAUUAAGGAGUCUUCAGCGUCUGGUUAUGUUUCAUCUGUUCUAAAUUCCCCAGUUUCUGUUUUGCGAUGAUGGGAUGACGUCAGGUCAUAUCAUACUGUACAUACACAAUGUUUCUGGUUUAGCCUUAUGUUUAGCUUCAACGAUGGGUUCUGGAGGCUCUCACCACUCGGUGAUUCCAACUACUGCC
Molecule: messenger RNA, 1714 nt
Organism: Aspergillus saccharolyticus JOP 1030-1
Lineage: Eukaryota; Fungi; Ascomycota; Eurotiomycetes; Eurotiales; Aspergillaceae
Product: glycine decarboxylase subunit T
Exons: 2
Coding region: 59-1480 (473 amino acids)
Biological process (GO): glycine catabolic process
Cellular component (GO): mitochondrion
Molecular function (GO): protein binding; aminomethyltransferase activity
Source: RefSeq, a predicted model, not a curated record